AUGAUAUCAUCAGUGUUUAGAUCUAGUAAUUGCCGCGUUCCUUCUAUAAUGAGAGUGAUGAUAUCAUUGUAUUGCAGAGUGAGAAACGUGGCAGCUCUAGUGGGUGAAUCUAGUUCAUCAGUUUCCUGGAUAACUAUGAUGUUUGUGACACUAUUGUGGUUAUCAUUUAAAUCGGAUUCUCCAGUGCAUCUGCGUUGGAAAGAAGUGAUUUCCGGAAGUUGUUGUAUCUUCGUUUUCGCUGCUACUCUACCUGAAUCUGUGGUUGUUCCUGCCUCUUGGAUGGCCCAAUCUAUAAUGGCAUCAUGUUUGACUAUGGGAGCCGGCGAUGAGGGGGGCGGAAGUUCCAUGGUUUCCGGGACUGGCGGUGGUGGGAGAAUUGUCAUCUUGCUCUGUUUCUGGAUCUUCUCCCAUAGAGGUUUCACCCCACUUUCGCUUUCCUUCUUGAAUCUGUCGCCGGCGGGUUAG
Messenger RNA from Oldenlandia corymbosa var. corymbosa, 465 nucleotides. NCBI's taxonomy places the organism in Eukaryota, Viridiplantae, Streptophyta, Magnoliopsida, Gentianales, Rubiaceae. The record is from the annotation of a GenBank genome assembly.